AUGGAGUUAACGCCAUUCUUCAGCCCUGAAUACUUCACAGACCAACCAAAAAAGACAGAACUUAUAAACACCCUUUUGCAAGAUGCGUAUAAGGACAGAAAAAGAGCAAACCUCUCCGCCGAUUGCUUUGGUAAAAAGAAAAGUGGCGACGGCCCCAGAGUGACUGGAGUGUCCUGUAGCCCCAGGCCUUCCUCCCCGCGCGGCCUGGCGGGCGCCCACUACUCCCAAGGCUGGAAGGCAAGGCGCCCAGCGCUCGCACACCCCCGGCCGGGAUUGGCCGGCCAAGCAGUCAUUCAGAGCCGACACGUCAGGGCAGCCGCUCCCUCCCUCCUCCCGCCCUCUUCUCCCCGCGCUUGGCAAGAAAAGCGGGCAACGUGGAGCGGGAACAAAGGACCCCGCGGCCCACGGCGAUCUUGGACACGGUGCCACCCCACUCCAGGCCCCAGGCACAGAUGCCGCCUUGGACCGCGGGAAUACAGAGAUUCCCGCGUCCUCCUUCCGGUAGUCAUCCCUGCCCCGUGGCGCCCUGACCCAGGCCCACAAGGUUCCCUCGAGCAAGUACUCCCGCCCUACUUCCUAUGCCCCAGCUCUCUCCGAGGCAGCCGGCACGCGCCUCAGCAGCCGACGCGACCCGGCAACCAUGGCAGCUCCAGGAGCGCGGGCCCCGCGCGGCGCCGGCUCCUCGCCCCCAGAAAGCCGCGGCAGCGGCUUGGAGCGUCCUCCCCCGGGACCAGGACGCCGCUCCGCGUCUCGCACCGUCUCCCCCAGCCGCCCGCGCCAUCUCUCAGCAAGGACUCCGGUCGCACCCUCUUCCUCUUCCACCGUCUAGGACCUGCGCGUAUUACCUGGUUCAUCUCUGAAGAGAUGGAAAAACUCAUGUCUGGUGUUUCGAUGGGGAGCAGGAGGAAGCGGGCGGGAAUCGGCGCAACGGAAAGCGCCUCGAGGCCGCGGAGGGGGGGAGCGGUCGAGCGGGAAGAGGAGCGGAGGCUGCGAGGAGGGGGCAGGGCCACCGAGGGUUCGUGGGGACUCGCUCACUCGCUCGCUGGCACUGCCGCGCCAAAGCAGCAGGCGGAGAAACUGCCGAGCAGCUCUGAGCGACCGACCUCCACGCGCGUCCCGGAGACACUGCUGCCGCCGCCGCCGCCGCCGCCCGCUCGCGCCGCACCCCCUCGCACGUCACCACGUGCGCCGCCGCCGCCGCCGCCAAGGCCUCCAGGCUGCUUCCGGCUCGAACCGUCGGCGAAUCACAAGCGAGCACCAGAAAGCUCCGGCUCGCGGCCCCGCCCACCGUUCGCCCCGCCCCGUCCUUCUCCUUCGCCCCCUUGGGUUCGUUCCCUUCCUGCUGGGCUCAAGGCGGCUAUCCCUUCGGAGAACAGUCCGUUCUUUGCUGGUCUUGCCCUCUUUUGGAAAAAGAAAAUAGCCUGGAGAAUCUGCAGUCCCUAUCCUAACCUUCUGGGGCCAUUUAGACCUCAUACCAAACCUAGUUAUCCACCCUGCCACUUUGCCCCCAAGAGGCAAACCCGUUCCAGGGACACAUGAGGUAUACUGGGCUCUGACGGCAACUUCAUGUGACUGAAGAGCAUGCCGGAAAGUUUCCUAGAUUAAAGGCAACUCCAGACUCGAGCCUAUCCAAUUACUAUAUAAUCCAGAUGAAAACUUGAAAAUGGAACACUGGCAAUUUCAACCCUAUAAGGAGUGAAGCCUGACUGAACCUAGAAAGGCAAUAAACCUUCCUUUGGAGACUUUCUCCUAAGAGAGGAGUUUCCAUGAGCCAUUGCCGGCAACAGCGGUCGGGAAUCCGAUGAUCCUCCUCCUGACGAAUCAUUGGAAGGUGAAUAGUAGCCUAACUUUACAUCACAACACCUGCGUCUGCGUGGUUCACUGUUCACUUCGCUUCGCUUCAUCUCAUCCUGGAGGCAUUUUAUCCUCUCCGUCAUCACAAGAAAGGUACCAGCUGUCAGCUGUGGUGAAAAGUGGAGAUUCUCCUUCUAAAGAACCCUGAGGGAGAGACAGAGCAUGAACAGGGGAGGGUCAGAGAG
Leopardus geoffroyi (Geoffroy's cat) is the source of this 2039-nucleotide messenger RNA. RefSeq names its product serine/arginine repetitive matrix protein 1-like. Bases 1 to 1539 code for a protein of 512 amino acids. The transcript has 9 exons. The record is from RefSeq and is a predicted model, not a curated record. NCBI's taxonomy places the organism in Eukaryota, Metazoa, Chordata, Mammalia, Carnivora, Felidae.